This is a messenger RNA of Microthlaspi erraticum, 1746 nucleotides long. The record is from the annotation of a GenBank genome assembly. Lineage: Eukaryota; Viridiplantae; Streptophyta; Magnoliopsida; Brassicales; Brassicaceae.
AUGACAGUAGAAGAGGUAGGAGAUGAUUACACAAAAGAUGGAACUGUUGAUCUUCGAGGCAAUCCUGUCCGAAGAUCCCAAAGAGGUCGUUGGAAAGCUUGCUCCUUCGUCGUUGUGUACGAGGCAUUUGAAAGAAUGGCUUAUUAUGGGAUAUCGAGCAAUCUAGUGAUAUUCAUGACCACAAAAUUGCACCAAGGCACGGUCGAGUCGUCUAACAAUGUGACCAAUUGGGUUGGGACCAGUUGGCUGACUCCAAUCUUGGGUGCUUAUGUUGCUGAUGCUCAUCUCGGUCGCUACAUCACUUUUGUCAUCUCUUCCGUUAUUUAUUUACUGGGAAUGGCAACGCUGACAUUAUCAGUAUCUCUACCAAACCUUAAGCCACCAAAAUGUACAACAACUAACGUUGAAGACUGCCAAAAAGCCUCGGUUUUACAAUUAGCGGUUUUCUUUGGAGCGUUAUACACAUUAGCAAUCGGCACAGGAGGCACAAAACCGAACAUCUCCACAAUAGGAGCCGAUCAAUUCGACGAAUUCGAUCCAAAGGAGAAGACUCAUAAACAUUCAUUCUUCAACUGGUGGAUGUUUAGUAUCUUCUUUGGCACUCUCUUUGCCACAACAGUUCUUGUUUACGUUCAAGAUAAUGUAGGAUGGGCCUUAGGUUAUGGGCUUCCAACAAUGGGCCUUGCUAUCUCCAUUGCUAUAUUCUUGAUGGGCACUCCGUUCUACCGCCAUAAACGCCCAACGGGAAGCCCGUUUACCAAGAUGGCUCGAGUCAUUGUGGCCUCAUUUCGCAAACGUCACGAGUCUAUGUCGUCGUGUGAUGAUCCCACACGCUUCCAUGAGCUCUCUUCAUUGGAAUAUGAGAGCAAAGGAGCACUCCCAAUCCAACCUACUCAAAGUCUAAGAUUCUUAGACAGAGCCUCACUCAAAACCGGACCAACUCAAAAAUGGAGCCUAUGCACUACAACACAAGUCGAAGAAACAAAACAAAUGUUAAGAAUGUUACUCGUCUUUUUCGUAACAAUAAUCCCAAGCAUGGUGUUCGCUCAAGUCAACACUUUGUUCAUCAAACAAGGAGUCAACCUAAACCGUCACAUCACCAACAACUUCAGCAUUCCUCCGGCAAGUCUCCUAGGCUUCACGACCUUCUCGAUGCUCGUCUCCAUAGUCAUAUACGACCGUAUCUUCGUCAGACUCGCGAGAAAGCUAACCGGAAACUCGAGAGGCAUCACACUGCUCCAACGGAUGGGAAUCGGUAUGAUCCUUCACAUCUUGAUCAUGAUCAUCGCGUCGAUAACCGAACGGUAUAGGCUCAAGGUCGCCGCUGAAAACGGGCUAAUCCACCAGACCGUUGUACCGCUUCCUUUAACCAUCUUCGUCCUGCUUCCGCAGUUUGUGCUGAUGGGUUUGGCUGAUGCUUUCUUAGAAGUAGCAAAGCUCGAGUUUUUCUACGACCAAGCACCCGAGAGUAUGAAAAGCCUCGGGACAUCGUACCAAACCACGAGUCUAGCCCUCGGGAACUUCAUGAGCAGCUUUCUGCUCUCGACGGUGUCUCGGAUAACCAAGGAACGAGGACGAGGAUGGAUUCUAAACAACCUGAACGAGUCAAGGUUGGAUUACUACUACAUGCUCUUCGCGGUUCUAAGUUUGGUCAACUUCAUCUUCUUCUUGGUCGUUGUUAGGUUUUACGUGUACAAAGCUGAAGCUAGUGACUCACCAAAUGUAAAAAGAAACAACCGAACAUGA